This is a messenger RNA of Musa acuminata AAA Group (dessert banana), 1917 nucleotides long. Its product is annotated as BOI-related E3 ubiquitin-protein ligase 1-like. The transcript is spliced from 4 exons. Gene Ontology annotation, molecular function: ubiquitin-protein transferase activity. NCBI's taxonomy places the organism in Eukaryota, Viridiplantae, Streptophyta, Magnoliopsida, Zingiberales, Musaceae. Bases 289 to 1551 code for a protein of 420 amino acids. The record is from RefSeq and is a predicted model, not a curated record.
UCUCUCUGUCUCUCUCUCUUUUUUUUUUUUUUGCUUUUCUGAUUUCUUCCCUUAUCGGGACUCAAAAGAUAAGAGAUACAUCAGCAAAACAUGAUACCUAAACUAAUCGAGAGAGAGAGAGAGAGAGAGAAGAAGUUAAUAUGAGAUAGUGGGUGUUUAACCUCCAGUUCUUGAUCUUGUAAGGCUGAGAGAAGGAAACGAAUAGGCCAAGAAACAAAGAACCAGACAUGGAAAUCUAAGCAGCAUCAACACCACCCACAUGCAUACAAACCCAACAAAAAAGCAAUAAUGCCUAGAAAUUCUCAACGCAAAAUGAGACCCUGCAGCCGAGCAAAGUGGAUCCACUCAAACCCAUACACAGAGAGAUCAAUGGUUAUCUGCAGCUGCGGCACCACUCACCCUCUCAUCUUUCCCCGCUGGUGCCUCCAUUUGUGUGCACCCGCUGCAGCAGCCGAGAAGCCUUCGCACCGCGAGCCUUUGCAGCAUUUACUUCCACCGUUUCUUCCGCCUUUACUGCCUCUCUCUCUCUCUCUCUCUCUCUCUGUGUGUGUGUUCCGUGAUGGCAACUCAAGCCCAACGCCGCUGCAGAUUUCUGCUCCCGAAAGCCAGGGGAAAGGGAAAGAGAUGGACUUCCCCCAAGCUGCGGCUGGUGUCCUCGACUCGGCUCCCGCGUUUUUCGCCAAUGGAGCGGCGCCGUAUCCGAGGAAGAGAGGAAGAGAUGCCAUCGGCGUCCCGGUGGCGGCGGUGGCACAGCAGCAGAGCCACCCUGCUAACCUCUUCUCGCUGCAUGGCGCGCUUCCGCCUCCGACGCUCGUGAGCCUCGCCCAGCUCCAAAGCCGCCCGCCUCCCACCGUCUCCACCGGCCUCCACCUCUCCUUCGAAGAACAACACCAACAGCAGAACCAGAAGCAGUCCGACCCCCUUACCUCUUCUUCUUCCUGCUCUAUCCUCCCUUCUUCCCUUCUCCCCGAAGAAAUCGCCCCCUAUAUCAACCAAGAGAAGAACGAAAUCGGAAAGGUCCUUUACGCGCAGGGAGAACAACUGCGGCAAGCCUUCGCGGAGAAGUGGCGGAGGCACUACCGUUCUUUAUUAGGAGUGGCAAAGGAGUGGGCGGCGGCGCGGCUACGGGAGAAGGAGGCGGACGUGGAGCUGAGGAGGCGGCGGAGCGUCGAGCUGGAGGACCGCCUCACCCGCCUGCGAACCGAGUCGAGGACGUGGCAAGCCAAGGCCAUAGCGAACCAGGCGACGGCAGCUGCCCUCCACGCCCGGCUCCAACAGGCCGCCGCAGCACCGACUCCGGCGAAGGGAGGCGAGUCAGCCGAGGAUGCGGAGUCGGCCUUCGUCGACGCUGACCGAGUCGAGCCGGAGCGCGCGGCGUGCCGCGCGUGCCGGGGGCGGCCGGCCUCGGUGGUGCUCCUUCCCUGUCGCCACCUCUGCCUCUGCGACGCCUGCGACGACGAUGGCAGAGGCAGCGGAGGAGGAGGUGCGGCCGAGUCGUGCCCGGUUUGCCGCUGUGUCAUAACCGCAAGCGUCCGAGUCUUCCUCGCUUGAAACAUCCCCCGAUCUCAGCCGUCCAACAUUUCCAUCGGAGAGGAACUUAAUGCAAAUAAAUAAGAGAACUCAAAAAUAACGAAGAACAAAAAAAAAGCCGAUGCCAUUCAUCAUCGCCGUUCGUUUCGCUUCUUCCUCUUAUUGCGGGUGCCCCUCUGCCGUCUGAUUAUGAUCACAUGGCCACGGAGUCUUCUGAGAAAGCCCAAGCAUUCACCAUACGACCCGCCAUAUAAUUAUGUGCUUAGCUAUCGCUUCAUCAUGUGUUUCAUGAUCACAUAAAAUGUUCAUUUCAUGUGGUGUCCAAAGUGGGCUGUGAUGUAUGUUUCAUGAUUCUUAUAGCCCAAAAAAUAAAAUAAAAAUUCUACA